This is a messenger RNA of Loa loa (African eye worm), 1992 nucleotides long. RefSeq lists its product as hypothetical. NCBI's taxonomy places the organism in Eukaryota, Metazoa, Nematoda, Chromadorea, Rhabditida, Onchocercidae. Gene Ontology annotation, molecular function: calcium ion binding. The coding region runs from base 1 to 1992 and encodes 663 amino acids. The transcript is spliced from 16 exons. Gene Ontology annotation, cellular component: protein-containing complex; plasma membrane. Gene Ontology annotation, biological process: establishment or maintenance of epithelial cell apical/basal polarity; heterophilic cell-cell adhesion. The record is from RefSeq and is a predicted model, not a curated record.
AUGAGACGAUUUCACACCUUACCGAAAAUACCACAUAUACCAGAUGCGAAACAUCGUCGACAGCAAACGGGCGAUUUACAGACCAAUUUCGAUCCAUGUAAAAUUACACAGCUUUGCCAAAAUGGUGGUACAUGCGUGUCAAAAAAAGGAGCUUAUUACUGUCAGUGCCUUCCAACUCAUUAUGGCAAAACCUGCGAAUUUUUGGCCAACCAAACAAGCUGCGAGAAAAAUUUAUGUCAGAACGAUGCGACAUGUUACAGUAUCCAACAAAAGCGUCAGAUCGUGACUACUAUUGGAAAAAGCGAAACAAUGCAAAAUUUUACUGAUACAAAAGUGAUGCAGUGGGUUCGAUAUGAAUGCUGGUGCCGAGAGGGUUUCACGGGUUCACUGUGUGAAUAUUCGGAAGAAUUGCGCGAAUGUGAACAGGAUUAUUGCCUACAUAAAGGAGUGGGCAAAUUCGUGAACAUGACGGAUGGUACCGUAGAAUGUGAUUGCCAGUGUCAAGAGCAUCAUACUGGAAAAAGAUGUGAAAUCGUUUUGCCGUGUAAGGAUUACAUUUGUUUCAACGGUGGUAUCUGUGUGGACGAACUUCUCCUGAAUAGUACUGAUGGAGAAGUGACCUACAAAGCCAGAUGCAAUUGUCCGCCACGUAAUGUUUAUGGAGUGGUUGCCAACUUUGAAGGUGAACAAUGCGAACGAUUGACGGUUGUCGAUAAUGAAAGGGUCUAUGACGAAUGCUUCCCGUGCCGAAAGAACGCGAGGGAUUAUGCAGCUGAUUGUCUGGACGAGUAUACUCAGAAUGCGACACUGCGAUAUAUGGAAGAGGUUCUUGAAGCUUGCGGUAAACCAUGCGAAUCAGCAGCACGAUUUUGUCUCAACGGAGGUUUAUGCGAUGUCGAAGGGCGUCUUAGCGACGACAACACAUCUUAUAUAAUUCCUGUUUGUCAAUGCGUUGGUUUAGAUGAAGGAAUUCUUUGUGAAAGACAUGUAAACUCGCCAUGCGAUGCAACUGCGUAUGAUCCACGUACGCCCGAAGAAAAAUGUGGCGAGCACGGGGCCUGUGUUGGCAAGACGAUGCACGACUACGUAUGCGACUGUUAUGGUGGUUGGACCGGGGAAAAGUGUGACAUCGAAGAACCAUGCUACAACAACGCUUGUUCACCUGGUAGUCUGUGUGUUUCGGUACCGAUCGAACAGCGUGAGAAAUAUACCUUGGGCUAUACCUGUUUGUGUGAGAUAAAUCAGGAUCCCGACUUCACUGGCUCCAACAAUACGGUCAAGUGCAUAAAAACUGAUUUUGGCAUAUGUACCAAUCACAUGUGCAAGAACGACGGUCUUUGCUACCCCUGCAAUACAUCGGACCUCAACAAUUUACAGCUUUGCUCUGGGGAAGAGAAGCGUCGUGGAUUCAGGUGUUUAUGUCCACAUGGUCUACUAUCCCCAUUUUGCGAGAAAGAAGCAGAUGCAUGUGAUCGAAACAAAUGUCAGAAUGGAGCAGAGUGCGUCGUCGAUCGAGAAAACGAAUUUAAUUAUAUAUGUCGCUGCCGCCUUGGCUUCAGUGGUACAUUUUGCGAACAACAGUUAUCUCCGUGUAUAAUGCAAGGUUUACAAACUUGUAUGAUGGGUACUUGUAUACAAGACACCAGUUUUGUGCGCAGUUUCCGGUGCGAAUGUAUUGAUGGCUACGAGGGCGUCAAUUGCGAUUCACCCAAGAGAACUGAUGUUGCGGGCUUCAUUCGCAGAAAUUAUUGGUGGACAUAUCCGUUGAUCGUUGGACUAUUCCUUACACCAGUGGUUAUUAUUCUUAUUAUUUUAUCGGAAGACCGUGCUAAGCGAGAGUACGAGUACAAAUUAACCGAGAAGCAGUGCCUGGAAAAGGCUAAAGAGCGUCAGAAAAAGACAAAUGAAGAAAAAAACAUGUGUUUUGGAACUGCAGAAACGCAGACAAUGAGUAAUGGGACCGAGAACAGUAGCAGCAGCACUGGAGGAUAA